GCUGCUGCCUGUGUGUGUGUCCCGGACCCCCUCAAGACUUUGCACCGGCCCGAAACGUCUGCCCGCCUUCAGUCCAUCCUUCCGCCUCCACUUGAGCGCACGCCGUGUCUCACCAUUCUCUCGCACUCCACCAGUCUCUAUAGUCGGGUUUUGGCUAUCGUUCUCUCCAUUCUCACUCCGACUCCCGCCGUUUCCGCGCGGCGUUCCCCGAAAAAGUUGCGCCCACUUGCACCUCUCUCUCUCUUUCUCUCUCUCUCUCUCUCUCUCUAUUGCAUCUGAUUUCAAUUUUUUGUCACUGACGGUUUUCAUUCGUUCAUCGAAAGGCAACUUGUUAACUCUGACUGUCCAUUCUAUAGAUUCCAACUCAGUUGAAUUUCCUUGCAUCUGGCUUGUCAUUUCAUUUUGGGUUUCAAUUGCAUUUAAAAUUAUAUAGUUCCCUGCCGUUAAUUGUUUCAUUGGCUAUUACUUUCGGUUGGACGUUUGAUAAGCGCGAUAAAAAGAGCUGUAAUUAAAAAAAAAAAAAAAAAAUGAAAACCUUUGUUUGUCCGAUUGAGCGAGUGGCGGCUCGUCGAUUGUUGAUCUGUUUCGUGCUGGUUCAUGUGCUGACGAUGAUCGAGUGUCUUCCGCUGUCCGGCACGGCUGCCGUCCCUUCUGCUUUGUCCUCGUCGUCGCCGCUCGGCGAAGACCUUCUUCGUCUCUUCAACGUCAGCAACGAAGAUGUCGAAGCCUCUCGCCAAAAGCAGCUCGCCAUCCGCCAUUCCAGCAGUGUCAAUCACCAUAAUUUCCCCGCCAACAGCCGCCAGCAACAACACCACCACCAACAGCAUUCAUCGUCGCAUGCUGCUCAUCCGGAAGUGGCGGUACCUGCAUCCGCUUAUGACGCUCAAAUCAGCAUCAUUCAUCAACGCAACAGAUCAAAUGUGGCUGUUAAUAUGAGCACUAGGUCGGCUCUUCAACGUAAACAAGAAGUGUUCCGAAAUGUUCUGGGUUUUGUUAACCUUAAUGGUCGUCCUCAAAUUCCGGCAAUACCGGGAGGGACAUUGCCCGGUGCUCCCCCAAUUCCCCCUUUUUUCUCUCCGUUCCAACGCCCUGAAGCAACAGUCGACCUCUACGAACGCACUCGUUACCUGCAACCAUCAUGUGACGGGCCGAAACACGCGGAUGAAGAAAUCUGGUCGUCAGGAUCCUCAUCACCACUGUCAUUUCAUCUGUUCUUCAAUCUAAGCGGGAUCCAAUCUCAGACUCGUAAUGGGUUCCAACUUUUUGUCACUGGGGCUAAGUUGCGUCUACUUAAAUUCGUUGAGGGAGAGGCGUUUCCUUCAGUCAACCUCGGCCCAGAAAAAGCAGAUACAAGCUCAGGAUUCGUUGGUCUAGAACAACCUCUGCAAAUGCUGAAAGCCGUACCAUUUUUUGACACCCCAUUGCAGCCUUCGGACGAAGAGAAAAUUCGCGUCUCGGUUCAUAAUUAUACUCGCGCUCUCAAACGAAACCGUGUCCAGAAGAAGAAGUUGUUAGACUCUCAAAUGGCUAUGGCCAAAGAAGAAAACUUUAUGAAGCUGGACAUUAAAUUGGCCGCUCGAUGGUGGCUUGCUCCAGGUGGCCGUAACUUUGGACUGGCGAUAGAAGUAGAAGACACAGAUGGUCAGCGCAAGCCAGUUACUCGCUUUUUCCGACCACGUAACUGCUCUUCUGAAAUUGAAGGUUCCAUCCGAUCCGACGAAAUUUUAGACCCAACAAACGUCGUUUCGCCUGUUCUUGAGCUGACAGUCAUUGAAAUGCCCGAAGGUAGGAGUGUGUUCGAGAUACCAUCAAGUGUCAUCAAAGGCCGAUUUGAAGAAACGGAAAGCGUUGGAAGUGAAUAUAUCGACACACUGAGUGAAAUAAUGGAAGAGCCGACAUUGCGAAAGCAUCGACACCAGCACUCGAGUCGUAUUAUUCACACUUCCCAGGAAGAGCAGGCGGACGAAGCAGUUUUCCGAAUAAACAACAAAACAUUGAAGAGUGACUUUGCGUCCAGCCCCACCACAGUAGGGAAGCACAGGAUUUCACAUCGCACGAGCAAUCAGACACCAAACCAUCGUCCGACCUUAUCUCCAGUACCGACCUUAGCCACUCUGGAAGAUCAUGAUCUUUUACGAGAGAUUGAAGAAGAAGAAACGAUUUGGCCCGAGGUUGACGAGUCACGCAACCUGUUACGCUCUACCAGCAUUUUCUUGCAGAGAAUGAUGCAACAGCCACCACAACAGCAUAAUUCGAAGAUGACACAUUUUUCCCGGACUAAAGACAACAGAAAACAAUAGAUAUCUAAUUCACUUGAUUCCCCAGUGACUCGAGACUCGAUUCUAGAAAGAAUGAUAAAAGAACAAAAAGAAAAUAGAGUUUUUUUUUGGAAAGCGCCAUGUAAAAAUAUAAAUUCGACUUACUGGGAUGGGAAUCCUGGUAUCCACUAUCGAAAAAAAUCCUCACAUCCCACUCCUCGCCUGCCUGCUUUAGAACGUUCCCGUCUUGUCCCAUACCUCUUAGAAAUCAUAUCCCUUAAUCAGAUACCCAAGUUUAAAGUUCCAUGUAAAAAAAUACAAAUACAAUAGUAAUAAAUAAGUAAAUAAUAAUAAUAACAAUAAUAAUAAAUAAAAAUAAAAAUAGAUUUUAAUUUGACUCGUUGUAACCGAUUUGUCGACUAUGGUUUAUCUUUUGCCCAUACCAUGUAAAUCAAAUUUUUUUUCGAAUGGCAAAAUAAGUGUCGCACUUACUACAUUAACUAAAACUACCAUCUGCGUCCUAGACUAGAUUGCAACUGUUUAAAAACCGUGGCCAACCAUUCCUUACCUAAUAGGUAUUCUCUCAAUAUUUUAAAACCCAGAUAGUCUCGCGAAUAGAUUAUGCCAAACGCCAUUGAUGGCUAAGAUUUGACGAUUUAUUUUCCCCAAUAGUUCAUCAUUCUUCAUUAUAUUAUGAUAUUCUCGACAUUAAAUAUCUGGUUUGAUUUGUUAUUUUGUAAUGCUAUAGAGAUAACGUACAACCCUAAUUGCGCUGUACUGAAAUUGAGCCGCUUCUGUACCACACUAUUUCAUCUCAUCUACACUCGCCACAGCCUUUUCAAAUUUAUCAAUUGAACAGAUGUUGGCUAUGUACAUAUGUCAAGAAAAUAAUUUGCGAACAAGGUAUCGCGUGUUGCCCUAUGAUAAUUUAUAUACAAAACUUAAAAAGAUUAAAUAAUCCAAAUCGAUUUAAUGAAUAUUGUCUCUUCAACGUUACGUUCUUGUAAAACUUCUUUCUUUCACAAUCCCCUAGUUCUUGUUACUUAUUUGAUAUUGUUGUACGGUAUUUUUAUGUGAAUAAACGUCAAAACCUACA
Daphnia pulicaria is the source of this 3354-nucleotide messenger RNA. RefSeq lists its product as uncharacterized. NCBI's taxonomy places the organism in Eukaryota, Metazoa, Arthropoda, Branchiopoda, Diplostraca, Daphniidae. The coding region runs from base 528 to 2300 and encodes 590 amino acids. Gene Ontology annotation, cellular component: extracellular region. Gene Ontology annotation, biological process: SMAD protein signal transduction. Gene Ontology annotation, molecular function: cytokine activity. The record is from RefSeq and is a predicted model, not a curated record. The transcript is spliced from 7 exons.